CAAAUUCCGAGAAUUGAGCGGUGUUGAUUCUUAGAACUGGGGUUCUUAGAAGUGGUGAUGCAAGGAGUUUCUAGGAAAGCGCGGAGACCAGGUCUGAAAGCAACUUUUGGACUGUGAAUCGAAGCACGAGGACAGACACAAGAUGGCGUCUCCGGCCGACAGUUGCAUCCAGUUCACCCGACACGCGAGCGACGUCCUUCUCAAUCUCAAUCGCCUGAGGAGCAGGGAUAUCCUGACGGACGUGGUGAUCGUCGUCAACCGGGAGCAGUUCCGAGCCCACAAGACUGUCCUGAUGGCCUGCAGCGGCCUGUUCUACAGCAUCUUCACGGACCAGCUCAAGUGCAAUUUGAACGUCAUCAACUUGGACCCCGAGGUCAACCCCGAAGGCUUUGGCAUCCUCCUGGAGUUCAUGUACACCUCCCGCCUCAACUUGCGGGAGAGCAACAUCAUGGCCGUCAUGACCACCGCCCUCUAUCUGCAGAUGGAACACGUCGUGGAUACCUGCCGCAGGCUUCUCAGCUCCAGCGAGGCAGAGAUGAUGUCUGCUGUGAAAACUCCCCGGGAAGAGUUCUUGGCGAGUCGGAUGCUGAGUCAUCCCGAGAUGAUGGCGUACCGGACCAGGGACAUGUCAGAGAACGGCAUGCCUCUUCGAAACGGGCCCGUUUGCGAUGGGCGAGCCUUUCCCACGAGCUUGUACAGCGGCCUGUCCGGGUCGCCCCUCUCCUACACUGGAUACAGCCCCCUGCCUGUCAACGGCUACCUUUUCUCCGACGAAGAACUGAGAGAGUCGAGAAUGCCCUUGUCGGACGUUUCGAGAGCCAACUUGUUCCCGCGGGAGCGGCCGCUGCCCUGCAACACCUCCCGGGCCGGCGCCCCCGAAUACACCCGACCCGUCGCCGACGCCUGCCCCAACGCGUGCCACGCCGCCGUCUACUCCCCGAAAGAGGCCGCCGCCGACGAAGUCAAGGGUGACGCGCACUACAGUCCGGGCCCCAAGCCGGCAGCUCCCCUAGCCCGCAAUGCCCCCUACUUUGCGUGCGACAAAGUGAGCAAGGAGGAGGAGAAGUCGUCCGGGGAGGAAGAGAUGAGCCAGCGCUUUGAGCCGACGAACGCCCCAAUGAAUCGCAAGGUGCUCACCAGCCCGCAGAGCCCUCAGAAGUCGGACUGCCAACCCAACUCGCCCACCGAGUCCAGCAGCAGCAAGAACGCCCGCAUCAGCCAGAGCUCGGGGCCCCCGUCGGCCAAGAGCCCCUCCGACCCCAAGGCCUGCAACUGGAAGAAGUACAAGUUCAUUGUGCUCAACUCCCUCAACCAGAGCGCCAAGCAAGAGAGCCCCGACCACAACGAGGCCGGGAGCCUUUCUCCGCGCUCGUAUGGGCCCUCCCUGACUUGCCAACAGUCCAUGGAGCCGGAGAACAUGGAUGUGCAAUCUCCCAGCAAGAUGAGUGUUCAUGGGGAAGAUUCGACAAUCCCCCAGGCGAGCCGGCUCAACAGCAUUGUGAACAGGUCCCUCGACGCCUCCCCCCGGAGCAUGGAGGGCCAGUCUCCCCUGUAUCUCCACUCCUCCAAGUGCAGUUCCUGCGGCUCGCAGUCCCCCCAGCAUUCAGAGAUGUGCCUUCAUACCCCCGGCUCAAACUUUGGAGAAGAGAUGGGGGAAACGCGGUCCGAGUACUCCGAUUCCAGCUGUGAAAACGGAACCUUUUUCUGCAACGAAUGCCACUGCAGGUUUUCCGAAGAGACUUCCCUCAAGAGACACUCCCUCCAAAUGCACAGUGACAAGCCCUACAAGUGUGAUCGCUGCCAGGCCUCCUUCCGCUACAAAGGGAACCUAGCCAGCCAUAAAACCGUCCACACAGGCGAGAAACCCUACCGGUGCGGCAUUUGCGGGGCCCAGUUCAACCGGCCAGCCAACCUGAAGACUCACACACGGAUCCACUCCGGAGAGAAGCCGUACAAGUGCGAGACCUGCGGCGCGAGAUUCGUCCAGGUAGCCCAUCUCCGCGCCCACGUCCUGAUCCACACCGGUGAGAAGCCCUACCCAUGUGAGAUCUGCGGCACCCGCUUCAGGCACCUCCAGACCCUCAAGAGUCACCUUCGGAUCCAUACCGGAGAGAAGCCGUACCAUUGUGAAAAGUGCAACUUGCACUUCCGCCACAAAAGUCAACUUCGCCUCCACCUUCGCCAAAAGCACGGGGCCAUCACCAACACGAAAGUGCAGUACCGGGUUUCGACAGCAGAGGUCCCUCCAGAGCUCCCUAAGGCUUGCUGA
This is a messenger RNA of Heteronotia binoei (common prickly gecko), 2269 nucleotides long. It is a transcript of the gene BCL6, whose product is annotated as BCL6 transcription repressor. Gene Ontology annotation, biological process: regulation of transcription by RNA polymerase II. NCBI's taxonomy places the organism in Eukaryota, Metazoa, Chordata, Lepidosauria, Squamata, Gekkonidae. The coding region runs from base 143 to 2269 and encodes 708 amino acids. The transcript has 10 exons. The record is from RefSeq and is a predicted model, not a curated record. Gene Ontology annotation, cellular component: nucleus. Gene Ontology annotation, molecular function: DNA-binding transcription factor activity, RNA polymerase II-specific; protein binding; RNA polymerase II cis-regulatory region sequence-specific DNA binding.